Messenger RNA from Contarinia nasturtii (swede midge), 2515 nucleotides. RefSeq lists its product as uncharacterized. The transcript has 3 exons. NCBI's taxonomy places the organism in Eukaryota, Metazoa, Arthropoda, Insecta, Diptera, Cecidomyiidae. Bases 32 to 2515 code for a protein of 827 amino acids. The record is from RefSeq and is a predicted model, not a curated record.
UUUUACUGUGUUUUACUGUCAAGAAUUAAAAAUGAAUAGUGCAAACAUUGACGAAAAAAUCAAUCUAAAGGAUAUCAUGGCCAUUUCAGAAGACGAAUUUAAGCAGCAAAUAACAGCCUGGAUCAACGAACGUGGUAUAUCCAAUAAACUUCAAUCGAAAUUAAGAGCUGAUUUAUUUGAAGAAUUUUCGACAACAAAACUCGGUCGACAAAUGUCCGAACAACAUCAGCAAGCGCAUCGAAUUGUUUUGUCACCACUAUUAUUGGUUUUAAACACAUUGAUCGCCGAAUUUCUAUACACUGAAGAUUGCCAUUUUACAUUGUCAGUGUUUGCAAAUGAAGUGCCAUAUAAAAAUACGCUACCCAAUUUCGAAGCGACGCCACCGAGACAACAAUUUCAAUUCUCACAAUCGGAACUCAACGAUAUUUUUGAAGCGGUCGGUAUUUCAAAACAAGAUACAAAAAUUGUUCGUGAAUUUUACAUGAAUCGCACCACCGGUGACAAUGAAGACUUUUUGAAUAAUAAAUCAUUGCUUUAUUGCAUAGUAAAAACGCUCAUCACACAAAUCGAUAGUGCACGAAGUGAAAAAGUGAACCCAAAACUCGAAAAUAAAACAAAAAGUACAAAAGUGAGACCGAGUACGUCAGCCACGAUAGUCCCAUCGAGUUCAUCGCAACAAAGCUUCAACGGAACAUCAUAUUCGGAACAAAAACAUUCUGCCCGUCAUAAAUACGAACAUUUAAAUAUAAGUUCACGUUAUUUCAAGUAUUUAAAUCGAUAUUUGGAUAUCUUAUCCGAUCGAAUCAACGACAUGUCAAAAUCACUUGCUCACAAACGUUCGAGUAAAAAAAUGCAACGUAUUGUCGAUUCUUCGAGUCAAGAACAGAGUCUAAAGAAAGAUUUACGCAAAAUAAUCGAAAAUAUAAAUAAACUAACGAAAUCACAGAACAAAAGCAAACGUUUUCAAAGUGUUUUGAAUAGCAUUGAACGAUUAUCAGCUUCCGUUGAAAAGUGCAACGGUAAAUUGGAAGACUUAUUAACAGCCAUCGACAUUCAAACGAAAAAUUCUGAAACAAUUGAAAAGAAACUCAGUGAUGUAAAUAAAGUUGAUCGCCUCAGCCGCAUGGACGAUUACGUCAGUUGGUUAAGAGAAUUGAAAAAUUCGGAACAUGGUAAAAAGUUCAUUGACCGUUUGGAAGUGUCUUUGCAAAAAACAAUGGAAAAGGAACGCGAAAAUUUGGAAAAACUGUAUGAAGAAAAAAAUAAUAAUUAUCGUAUGUUAAUUCGACUACAUUAUAAACAAAAGUAUGAUGCAAAUAAAAGUGAACAUGAAUCUGCCGAACGUAUUGAUAAAGAAAAUUCAAGCCCAAUUGAUAAAUACACACCGGACGAUACUGAAAAAAUUCUGGCCGAAUCAUUAGCAGCGCGAGCUCUCGAGAAGGAACAACAUGUCGAUCACAUUGUUCAUGCGGCCAAAAUUCGUCUACAGCAGUUAGAGCGAGAAAGCGAAGAUUUGGAUCAAUCAUUUCAGGCCUAUUUACGACGACAGCAAAUAUCAAAGAAACAAAUGAACGACGAUGCCACAAAAAUAUGGGAAAAUUACAAUUUAAGUAAAGCAGCCAUCGCAAAGUACAACAAAAUUGAAGAUAAACUUGCUAAUACUACAAUUUAUCAUUCAAAGUUGGUUGAUGCCAUGACUCAAGUUCAAAAUUCAACAUUCCAAGAUGAUGUCGACAUCGAAGAGAAAAAUGCAUUUUCAUUGAAGACUCAAGACAGUAACAUCAACAGAAAAACUGACAUUAAAUCAAUGUUUGGUUACAACGAAAGAUUAUUUGAUUCGCAAUUCAAAGUAACUUUACCGGAAACCAUCAGUCAAACACAAAGUCAAGGUAGUUUCAUUCAAAAAGAAAAUGAUAGGAAAAUGGAAAAGCAGAUAUUGACCGAGGAGGUAGUAGAGAGGAAAAAAAAGAACGAAAAGAGGAAUGAAAAGAUAGAAGAGCAAAAGACAGAAACAUUGGCAACACCGGCUGCUUUGAGCAAUAUUUCUACUCCUUUAAUCGAAAAAAAUUCAAAUUCACUGACACAAAACAAAAGUGGAAAAGUAAAUGGUUACGAAAAAUCAUCAGAAGCGGAGCCUGCAUCUUCAGCUGUUAUAAUUAACGAGAAAAAAUUUGAAACUGAAACGAAUGGAAAGAAAAUUUCAGAUGAUAUGAUGAAUAAUGGACUCAAUUUACAGAAAGAUGAACCUAAAAUCGUAACCGAAGAUAAACAUAAAACGGAGACAAAGGCAAGUCCCCGAAAAGUAAAUGGAUUCGAAAAAUUGGUCGAUUCGAAGACAAACGGAAUUUCAAAAUUACCAUCGGAAAAUGGAGUGAAGAAAAUUCCAACAAUUAAAGCAAUUGCAAAUAAGUUCACAACUAUAGCGUCAGGAAGUGAUAGCAAUGAAUCAGGAUCGGAACAAAUUUCCAUCGGAGCACAACGACUGGUAAAGUCACCAGACGACUUUUGGAUAUAA